This is a messenger RNA of Adineta ricciae, 342 nucleotides long. The record is from the annotation of a GenBank genome assembly. NCBI's taxonomy places the organism in Eukaryota, Metazoa, Rotifera, Eurotatoria, Adinetida, Adinetidae.
AUGGCAUUAAUAUUUAUUCAAGGUAUUUGUGGAAUGAGUUAUGGUCUAUUAAUAUCUGCCAUGUGUGAACAAGAAGUUGAAGUAAUGGAAGUGGCAUUAGGAAGUGUAUUUCCAAUCUUGCUCAGCUCAGGUGUUAUAUGGCCAGCGGAAGGAAUGCCACCUAUAAUGCGUUUUCUCAGUAAUUUUACGCCAUUGACACAUGUGGUUGAAGCAAUGCGCUGUAUCGUUUCCCGAGCAUGGACACUAGUUUAUUUUAAAGUAUGGUUUGGAUUUGUUAUUUCUGGCGCAUGGACAUGUGGCUUCUUUGCUUUAGCUGCUAUACUCUUUGCUCUUCGGAAAUAA